AUGAUUAACAAGUUUACGAUUGAUCCAGGUCACAAAAGCUCUCUCUUCAACUUGGCAUUGAUGUGCCACAAUGAGCUCAAUGACUCGUUGGCUUCAAUUCCUCUUCUUCAUAAACUCAUUGAAACGUAUUCGGAUCACUUCAAGUCCUAUAUGCUUCUUGGGGACAUUGAACUUUCCGUCCUGAAAAAUUCAACCACAGCAACCAAGCUCUUUGAAAAGGCGACAAAUCUCUCACCGAAUAGCCUUCAAGCGCGUCAUAACUACUGUGUGACCGUCAAUGAGGAUACUGGUGACCUUGAGAGGGGUGAGGAAUGUCUCAAAUUUGCCUCCUCGCUUGCUGAUUCCAACAAUCCAAAUGACGAAUUUGUUUUCCGACAUUUGGCUAUGAUUCGAGCCAAACGACAAGCAAGGGAUCCGUUGAUUUAA
Rodentolepis nana is the source of this 426-nucleotide messenger RNA. NCBI's taxonomy places the organism in Eukaryota, Metazoa, Platyhelminthes, Cestoda, Cyclophyllidea, Hymenolepididae. The record is from the annotation of a GenBank genome assembly.